Molecule: messenger RNA, 790 nt
Organism: Leptinotarsa decemlineata (Colorado potato beetle)
Lineage: Eukaryota; Metazoa; Arthropoda; Insecta; Coleoptera; Chrysomelidae
Gene: Fdx2
Product: Adrenodoxin-like protein 2, mitochondrial Ferredoxin 2
Biological process (GO): P450-containing electron transport chain
Cellular component (GO): mitochondrion
Molecular function (GO): electron transfer activity; 2 iron, 2 sulfur cluster binding
Source: RefSeq, a predicted model, not a curated record
CGUUUUUGAAUACACGCUCGAAUACGAUUAAACGUCAGAAAACACCUCUGACUUCGCGUACGUGCGUACAACCCAACACAGACAAGUGUUUUCUGUGACUUGGAUAAAUAUGGGCUUGAUUACUCAAUUUGAGAGAAUUAUAUAUAUUUUAAAAAUCAUAGUCCAAGGUUAUUAUAUAUAAUUCUAUCAAAAUUUUGACGUACAAAACAGAAAUUAUAUUCAAAUAAAGAGAUAUUCCAAUAUAUGUUGUGCAAUUGAUGUUGAUCAAUCUACACAGCAGAAAUUAAAGGGUAGCAUAUCAAAAUAAUGGCAUUAAGACAGUUUAUUAGGUGUAGUUCAGUUCUUUCCAGUAACCUAAAAUUCAGUAGGUCACAAAUAAGUGCAAGAUUCUUCUCCAAUGAACAGCCAGCCUUGGAUAAAAAAGAGAUAGAAGUAACAUUUGUAAGAGCUAAUGGAGAGAGAAUUAAAGUCAAAGGAAAAACUGGAGAUUCACUCCUCGAUGUGGUAGUCAAUAAUAGUAUAGACCUAGAUGGAUUUGGUGCUUGUGAAGGAACUUUAACUUGUUCUACUUGUCAUCUGAUAUUCAAACCUGAAGAUUUCAAUGCUCUUCCUGAGAAACCUUCAGAUGAAGAAUUGGACAUGCUUGAUUUAGCUUAUGAUAUAACGGACACAUCUAGAUUAGGUUGUCAAAUCAUUUUAACUGAGAAAUUGAAUGGUUUAGAAGUCAAAGUUCCAGCAACAAUAAACGAUGCAAGAAGCAGUUAACACAGUAAAGUUUUCAUCUAAUCUA